AGGCCAACUAUUGUCAUUAAACUUUGUUACUAAUACAGUUACAUCAUUUGUAAACCUGUUGUUGUUUGUUUAUGUGCAGACGGUGACAUGCAGGGAACAGAAGGUUUAUUAGGAGGUCUGGAUGUCAGGAGGAGGAUUCCCAUCAAGCUUCUUCCCAAACAGGCUAGAAAAAGCUUUGCUUACAAGCAGGAGGAGAGGUUUGAAAGUUCAAAGGCAGUAGAUGCUUAUGGGGGCCAGCGGCGAUUCCCUCAACAAUUGUUCUGGGAUUUUAAGCUCAACUUGAUUGGUGAGAAGGAUGAGACCCCUGUUCAUUUCUGUGACAAGUGUGGACUUCCCAUCAAGACCUAUGGUCGCAUGAUUCCAUGCAAGCAUGUAUUUUGCUAUGAAUGUGCGUUGCUUCAUGAAAGGAAAGGUGAUAAGAUGUGCCCAGGUUUGACAAUGUACAGCUGCACAGACCCGGUCCAGCGGAUUGAGCAGUGCCAGCGCGGCUCUCUCUUCAUGUGCAGCAUCGUUCAGGGCUGCAAACGCACCUACCUCUCGCAGAGAGACCUGCAGGCUCACAUUAACCACCGCCACAUGAGAGCAAGCAAGUCUUCCGCAGGCCGCUCCGAGCCUCUCCACCUCCCCCCCUCUGAUGUGUCCGAUCGCUUCCGUGCGCCCCCUCCCCACCUGGCCAAGCCUCAUGUGCAUAUCCCGCCUCCUUUGCCACACCCAGGCCACGACCCCUACUCCCAGCCACCUCCUGUCUCUCACGACGACCUCCGAGGCCCACCAGGCCAGCCUCCCCCUUCUGACAUGGGACCACCUCGCUCUCUUGGUCAAGAAACAUUCCGCAUCACUACAGUGACCACACGUAAGCACAGCAACCUCAUCACUGUGCCCAUUCAGGACGAUUCGGGGAGCUCCAUCCAACGUGAGCCUUCCGCGCCACCACAUCACCACCCGGGAGAGUAUCCAGGCCAGCCUGUGGUUUCCCACCCACAUCACAUGAUGGGGCCACCUCCGCAGCGCUAUGGGCCUCCACCCCCACCACCUCCCAUAAGUCAUCCGAUGCAGCAUCCGGGACAGGUAUUCAGCCAAGCUCCUCCACCAUUAUCUUCAGUUCCUCCACCCAUCACCCCUCCUCCUGGACAUCUCAUGGGUCAGCUGCCACCAUACAUGAACCAUCCUCCACCCGGUCCUCCUCCUCAACAUGGGGGUCCUGUAGGUGGCCCUCCACCCCAUCAUUACAACCCUCAGUUCCCUGAGGAUAAGGGUACUCUUAGCCCACCUUUUAACCAACCUGGAGGGCUCAGUCCUGGAAUGUGGCCCGCCCCCAGGGGACCACCUCCACCUAGAAUGCAAGGUCCCCCUCCACAAGGACCUCAUCACCCAGACCAGGGCCGCUACAGACCUUAUUACCAGUAGAAACUUUUUGUUAGUAGAUAUUUUGAACUUGUGCUUGUAAUUCUGUUGUAGGGCUAUGUAAGAUUUAUUAUGUUUAGGGGUGGGCGAUAUGGCACAUAUAUCUUUAGGCAUGUAGAAUUCUGUCACAAACACACAUUGAUUCUGCAAAGCAGUUUUGAAAAAUAUAGAUUAAGGUUUAAUUUUGAAUGCUUUGCAUUGUUGUAGUCAGGGGUCAUAAUACUUUAUGUACAGUAUAAAGUGGAAACGUCAUGCAUUCCACUGCUUUACUGCCAGAUGUCUUCAAACACUUUUUUUUGUAAUUAACACCAGAUUCUGUGGUGUACCUUGAUUCAGUGGUAUUGGGGUGGCACAGUGGUAAAUUAUGCUCACCCGCUACAGCUAGGAUCCAAGGUUUGAUUCCUCAGUGGUGCUAUCGGUCGAUCAGGCAUGUACGUAUAUACAGGCGUGAUCAGUAAUGUCUGGGAGCAUGGGGGGUGUGUGCCCAAGGCCCUGUGACGAAUUGGCUGUCUGGGGUGUGAGUUACUACAUUGUGCACAGUGAUUCCAGGGAAACCUGACCCACCUUGCUUAGGAUAAAGCUGUGAUAAAAACAUGAAAAUGAAAUUCUAUUAACCUUAAGUGAAAAGUCAUCAUGCAUAUUUUUUAAACAUGUCCCAUUUAAUGCUGGAUUAGUUUAUGCCAUAACAAGCAAAACAACGUCUUUAAUUUAAGGAAACAAGAUCCUGUAACAAGAACCUAUAGCAUACAGUUUAGCUUUGAUGCAAGUCCUAGUGUUUAUAUUUUUAUGAACGUUGCUGACUUUUAUCAAAUACAAGGGUUCUUCAAAAAGUUUCCACACUUUUUUAAAAAACUCUUUAGUAAGAAUUUCACUUUUCUACAUAAUCACCUUCUGAUGCAUUUUUCCCAGCGUCGUACCAACUUUUUAAUGCCAUCAGCAAAAAAUGUUUUUGGUUGAGCCCGUAUCCACUGAUGCACCACUGCUUUCACAUCAUCACAUGAAAAUCUUCUUCCCCUUAAAGCUCCUUUGAGCAUCAAAAAACGUCGAAAUCAGAUGGCACUAAAUCCAGACUAUAGGCGUCUCUCAGACACGACCAAUUACUACUCCUCCUGCCGUCAACAUUUACAAAAAAAAAAUUAAAAGUGCGGAAACUUUUUGAACAUCCCUCGUAUUUACCAUGAGCAGACACACCCAACAUUGUGUUCCCCUGUAGUCCUGUACAUAGAUUUGUUUUAAUGCUACCGUGCUGUUUGCUUUCAUUAAACACUUUGUGCUUUACAAUAAAUAAUAUUUAUUUUAAUGUCAUUGUGCUCACAGCUUUACAUGAUGGUCUGUUAUCUGGUGAUUUUAAGCCAUGCAAGUUUAUGAUAAUGACUGGUGGACUUUCUUUACACAGCAUAAAUAAACACAAAAUCUACAUGCUA
This is a messenger RNA of Trichomycterus rosablanca, 2828 nucleotides long. RefSeq names its product Cbl proto-oncogene-like 1, E3 ubiquitin protein ligase (gene cbll1). Lineage: Eukaryota; Metazoa; Chordata; Actinopteri; Siluriformes; Trichomycteridae. Bases 88 to 1407 code for a protein of 439 amino acids. The transcript has 5 exons. The record is from RefSeq and is a predicted model, not a curated record. Gene Ontology annotation, molecular function: ubiquitin protein ligase activity. Gene Ontology annotation, biological process: protein ubiquitination; regulation of cell adhesion.